UUGUUUAAAAAUUUUUAAAACAGACACACACAUCUAUAAUGUGUUUUAUCAGCAAUUUGGGACAUAUUCUAUAUUCUUUUCUCUUUCUGUAAGGAAUCAGUUUACUCAUAAUCGCCUCUGCUGUGCUUAUUUGUAGCGUAAAACAUGUCCAAUGUGUGCUGGUGUCAUCUUAGAAUUAUAUAUACGCAAUAUAAAGCCAUUUACGUUUAUUUAUGUCCACACAUUCAGUGUAAAAGUGUGUAAGACUGCCAUGUCGUUGGGGUGGGGAUGGGAUACACCACAUGGCUUGGGUGAUAAGAGGAAUCCAAAAAGCCAGGACAACACCUCCACCCCUUAAAACGUGACAUGUGAUGUCACUUGAGUUUGUAAGCGUUGAUGAAAACGGUAUUGUUUCCACAAAUUUACUGAACUCCACUAAGGAAAUGUCACUGUCACCAAAUAUUUUACGGUUUACAUGACUUCGAAGCAGUGUCAUCUAAUCAAAUUAUAUUUCCAAGAUAUCCAUGUUAUGGUGUUUCUGGGUUUCGGCUUCUUGGCUACGUUCCUGGUGCGCUAUGCGUUCAGCAGCUCGGCAUUCAGCGUGCUGGUUGCUGCCAUGGCCGUGCAGUGGGCCACCAUCCUAAACGGCUUCCUGUGGUCUUACCCUUCUGACUGGAAGAUCCAAAUCCAGUUAAAAAGUUUGGUAGAUGCUGAGCUGUGUGCGGCUUCGACUCUCGUGGCUAUGGGCGCCGUCCAAGGAAAAACCAACCCGGUCCAACUUCUGAUAUUCGCUCUGAUAGAGGUCACAGGGUUUGUGGUAAACCAGUGGAUCAUAAAAACAGUGUUCCAGACAGGGAUACGGACACAGUGGCUGUACAGCAUCGUGCUGAUCAACAUCUUCGGCGCUUUCUUUGGCAUGAUGACAUCGCGCUUGCUUUUCCAUAGCGAGAUGCAGACAAAGCAUGAGAAAGAGAAGGUCAGCAGGACGACGGGCCUCUUUGCAAUGUUUGGGACUUUGUUCCUCUGGAUGUUCUGGCCCAGUUUUAACUCAGCACAGGAGUGGAAAACCAGUGUGAUCUGUAGCACGUAUCUGUCUCUGGCUGUCAGCGCCGUCACAGCAAUGGCCCUCUCUGCGCUCUCCAGCUCUAAAGGCAAGAUCAACUUGGUGCACGUUCAGAGCUCCAUGCUGGCCGGUGGCGUCGCAGUCAGCGCUGUCGUCACCUCGACUCACGAUCCCUGGGUCGCCAUGACGAUCGGCUUGUGUGCUACCCUUUUGUCAAGUCUGGGAUUUCGAUAUUUGAAGGACCAUUUGCUAAUCGCUUUUGAUUGCCACGAUACUGUCGGUGUCCUGAUUGUUCAUGCAGUGCCAGGAAUUCUGGGAUGGUUUGCUGAACUCAUCUUGCGAGUGACCAAGCUCAACUACACCAUUGCCGUCAAGUUUGCGGUGUAUCACAUCUGUAUUAUGCUCGUCACAGUCUGCGUGAGUCUGAUUAUGGGUGUUAUCACAGGAUUGAUUUUGAAAUGGAGUUUCUGGAAACCUCAGCAGUACAAUAAGUACUAUGAUGACCAGGCCUACUGGGAGUUCCCACAUCUGCGGGAGCACAAGUGAGACCAAUGUCGAAGACCCUGAGGAAAAAUUCUAACAAUAUGAGGACUCGUGUUUGCAUUUUCUUUGUAUGAUUUAUCUGGCGUUUGUGUGUACGCGCCUUGGAUUGGGAGGGUCGAAAUAAACAUUCAAUCACGUUCAGUAGGAUGAAAAUGCAUUCAGGUAUGGCGGCAGGUAAUCCGAGACUGCCCAAACUGAACGGUGAUGAAGGUCAAUGCUCUUAUCGGCUUAUUUUCGAAUGGCUUUUUUAAUGUUACUUCACAUAUAAAAACGGGAAUUUUAGUGGUAGACCAUUUACAAACCACCUGGCAAGAAUUUGGGAAGGUUUUCAUGUUUUUCUACAUUUAUGAAUAAAUGUAUAAAUGAACAAAAAUGUCAUUCUUGAGGAUUAUUUUAAUUUUAGUUAGUAUUAUUAACUCGUACAUCUGCAUUUUAUAUACAUUAAAAGGCCAAAAGUACGGCAUUUCAAAUACAGUUUAGAAUGAACGUAAUUUCUCAACAACCAACAAGUUUACUGGAAUCUAGUUUAAGAAUUUUUUUUUUUUACAAUAUUCUCUUUCCAUUAGUUUGACAUUUUACACACUCUUUGAUUUACAAACUCUGAAUUUAACCAUUAACUCCUUUAAAUCAAGCCUGUAUAUACAGUCAUGUGAAAAAAUUAAUACAUCAAAUAUGUCAAAAAGGCCAACAAUUUCUAUGGGGAGUACUUAUUUUUUCACAUAACGAAUUAGUAUUGCAAUAAAAUGAAUUAUAUUGUAUUUUUAGUAUUGCAAUCAAAUAAAUAUUUUUAAUAUGAAGAAAGAGG
Ictalurus punctatus (channel catfish) is the source of this 2390-nucleotide messenger RNA. It is a transcript of the gene rhd, whose product is annotated as Rh blood group, D antigen. Gene Ontology annotation, molecular function: ammonium channel activity. Gene Ontology annotation, cellular component: plasma membrane. The record is from RefSeq and is a predicted model, not a curated record. The coding region runs from base 455 to 1588 and encodes 377 amino acids. NCBI's taxonomy places the organism in Eukaryota, Metazoa, Chordata, Actinopteri, Siluriformes, Ictaluridae. Gene Ontology annotation, biological process: ammonium homeostasis; ammonium transmembrane transport. The transcript has 10 exons.